GCCUCCUUCAGUGUCGCUUCUAUUUUGACAGCUACAAAACUGUAAAGCAGUAGUUUCCCAUUAAUUUCCCUUCUUUUGGUAUCGUUUCGACCGACCGCCCUGGAUUUUACGCUUAUGAUGAAGUGAAAAGCAAUGAUGGUGGUUAAUUCAGUGUACUGGUUUCGCAAAUGUCUUCGUUUACACGAUAAUCCGGCGUUGCAGGAGGCCCUCAAUGGAGCGAAUACAGUGCGUUGUGUUUAUAUCCUGGACCCGUGGUUCGCUGGCGCCGCCAACGUGGGAAUCAACCGAUGGAGGUUUCUGCUGGAGGCGCUGGAGGACUUGGACUGCAGUCUGAAGAUGCUCAACUCCCGAUUGUUUGUAGUCAGAGGGCAGCCUGCAGAGGUUUUUCCAAGGCUGUUUAAGGAAUGGAAAAUGACAAGGUUGACGUUUGAGUACGACCCGGAGCCGUAUGGGAAGGAGAGGGACAAUGCCAUUAUCAAAAUGGCCCAAGAGUUUGGCGUGGAGACUGUUGUCAGAAACUCUCAUACCCUCUAUAACCUGGACAGGAUAAUAGAGAUGAACAACAACAGUCCUCCACUGACCUUUAAGCGUUUUCAGACAAUUGUAAGCAGACUGGAGUUGCCCAGGCGACCCCUGCCUCCCAUCACCCAACAGCAGAUGGACAAAUGUCAUACUAAAAUAGCUGACAACCAUGAUCAGCUAUACAGUAUACCUUCUCUGGAAGAAUUAGGUUUCAGGACUGAGGGUUUGCCUCAAGCAGUGUGGCGUGGAGGAGAGUCUGAGGCAUUGGACAGACUAAACAAACACCUGGAUAAAAAGGUGUGGGUGGCUAAUCUUGAGCACCCUCGGGGCAACAUGUGUUCUUUGUAUGCCAGUCCAACCGGCCUGAGCCCAUAUUUGCGUUUUGGCUGCCUGUCCUGUAGGGUCCUCUACUACAACCUCAGGGAACUCUACAUGAAGCUCCGGAAGCGUUGCAGUCCUCCUUUGUCCCUGUUUGGGCAACUCUUAUGGAGGGAAUUCUUCUACACUGCUGCCACUAAUAAUCCAAACUUUGACCGCAUGGAAGGAAACCCCAUUUGUGUUCAGAUUCCAUGGGACCAGAAUCCAGAAGCACUCGCCAAAUGGGCUGAGGGCCGGACUGGUUUCCCCUGGAUCGACGCCAUCAUGACACAACUCAGACAGGAGGGCUGGAUCCACCACUUGGCCCGGCACGCUGUGGCUUGUUUCCUCACCAGGGGGGACCUGUGGAUCAGCUGGGAAAGUGGCAUGAAGGUGUUUGAGGAGCUGCUACUAGAUGCAGACUGGAGUGUAAAUGCUGGCAGCUGGAUGUGGCUGUCAUGUAGUGCCUUCUUCCAACAGUUCUUCCACUGCUACUGUCCUGUUGGCUUUGGAAAAAGAACUGACCCUACAGGAGAUUACAUCAGGCGUUACGUUCCCAUCUUGAAGGACUACCCGAACCGGUACAUCUAUGAGCCAUGGAACGCCCCUGAGUCAGUCCAGAAGGCGGCAAACUGUGUGGUGGGAGUGGAUUAUCCAAAACCAAUGAUCAACCAUGCCGAGGGCAGCAGACUCAACAUUGAGAGGAUGAAACAAGUUUACCAGCAACUCUCACAUUACAGAGGACUCAGUCUGCUCGCAUCAGUACCAACAAUCCAAGAGGAGGCCGAGCCACCAAUGACUGAUGAGUCUCAGACCAGCAGUGGCCCUGACUCGCCAUCCAGAGUUAUUGAUGAUGAUGCAGCUCGCUGCUCUACAGCCCCUGAUUCAUCCACUGUCUGUGCACCUUCCAACACCGUUCCAGACCAAGAACUGGAAGGAGUGGAAGGAGAUGGAAUGAGUUGCCAAUCACAGGCACACGUUAAUUCAUUAGAUUCUCACACGCAUCCUUUUGCAGCCAUAACAUCAACAUGUGCAGGCUAUUCAGCUGCGGUAGGGUCCCCUCCUUCACCAGGUUUGACACAGGCCCAGAGCCCCCCCAUGUCAAGGUCCAAAACAACCUCACCUUCCUCAUCAUGUUCCAUAAUACCCCCGUCCCCAAGUCCAGCUCUAGUCCAAACUCAUACCUCUUCUUUGGGGUCAAGAAGAAAAAGCUUUACUCGUAAAGUGCACCGUGGCCAGAGACAACGAGGGCGACAGAACUGCCCUAGAGGGCCCAGAGAGGGAGAAAAAAGAGCUGAUGAGGGAGAGACAGAGAUAGCAGGAGGGGAUGAGAAGAUGGAAGAAGGUCUAGAGAUGGACGAGGAGAGAAUGGAGGAGGAGACUUAUGCAGGACAUGCGCAGUAAUAUACAGUACAAGAGUACCUUCAUUGCUGGAGGAAACAAAGCAUGAUAUUACAUUUUGGAGAAAUGUCCCAUUCUAUUCAUUAUUCUUUUAUAUAUUAACAAAUGAUGUAAUGCUGCUAAUGAGUUUUUAUGGGUGUCUCGCUUGAGUGAGCAAACGUUAGUGGUCAGUGUUGUAUCGUUUUCCCAGGAAGAGUUCCAAAUGUUCAUCCUGGAAAAUUUCUCAUUCAGACACUCACCGGACGCAUGGAACAAGUGCACAAUCUAAUGAUAUCUACCGGUAAUAUAAGAGCCAUAAUGUAAAUGUAAAUGUUUACUUGGUUGCUCACCUGUGACUCUGAACAGGAUAAGAACAAGAACCGGAUCCAAAUGUCUUACUUUACAAAUAUGGUAGUUAAUUGUUUCAGUUGUAGUUUACUGUGGCAUAGAACUGCAUGUUCAUACUGAGAGUUACUUAUUUAGCCUCUCGUGUAGAAAAGAAGGUAACCAAAAUUCUAUAAAUUACCUAUACAUGCAUACAGCUCUCAGUAUGAUGGAGUGCAGUUGUACACCACUGCAAGCUUCAGCCAUUAAUUCAUAGCCUGAUUGUGCAGCUGUACCUAAUGAAGUGUCUGGUGAGUUUGUAUAGCUGAAAGUGGAAGCAGUAAAACCGUUUUAGUUGCUUGGAUAUAAAUCAUCCAUUGUCAUGUCAUGUCAUACCCCAAAACAAGUUUGGAUGACUGUAAAUGAGUUAAGUAAAUCAUAAUUCAGGGAUGGAUAUUCACACAAAUCCCCAGCAUUGCCUUGUUUAACAAUACAAUACAGUACAACCUU
Messenger RNA from Dunckerocampus dactyliophorus (ringed pipefish), 3093 nucleotides. RefSeq names its product cryptochrome circadian regulator 2 (gene cry2). Gene Ontology annotation, biological process: negative regulation of DNA-templated transcription; circadian regulation of gene expression; entrainment of circadian clock by photoperiod. The transcript has 12 exons. Lineage: Eukaryota; Metazoa; Chordata; Actinopteri; Syngnathiformes; Syngnathidae. The record is from RefSeq and is a predicted model, not a curated record. Bases 133 to 2283 code for a protein of 716 amino acids. Gene Ontology annotation, molecular function: FAD binding; DNA binding. Gene Ontology annotation, cellular component: cytoplasm; nucleus.